ACUGACACUAUCCCCCAGAUCUUGUGCUUCUCUCAGGUUUAGUCUGCGUUCAGUUUCGUCCGUGGUAGGUGAGUGGGAUCUCCAGUGAAUUCCAAAUUUCAUGGUAUCAAGAUGAAGAAUCUCAAACUCCCAACAAUUGUCUUGAUCGCGAUGCAUUGCGCAACUGGGAUCCACGGUUACCAGGCUGAAAGUUGCUUUCUGUACCAGACGGGCAAUAACACAGUUACCCCAGAAUAUCAGCUGAAAGCCGACCAGGUCAACUACGUGACGAUCAACCGCCUUUUCAGUCAAACCCAGACCACCACCAUCGUCAAUGAGAGAGGGGAAUGUCUCUUGCAACUCAUGAAUUCGACCAGUUCCAGCACAAACGAUGGGUGCAUGCCCUUGCCAUACAGGGGAGAUUACACGGCUCUGGAAUUUCGUAAGGGUGAAGACGGGGUACUAUUCGUCAACGAGGAAUCAGAGAAUGAAAUUCGACUUAACGUCACCGCGUCUUCUCUACGAGUCAUGAGCAGCCAAAGAGUCAACGUGGCUUUCGACUGCCCUGGAAAUGGAAUCAAGAUGGAAUACUAUUUCACGCUGGUUGCUGUCUGUGGGAUACUCACCCUCUGUUCUUUCAUUAGGAACAAAGGGAAACAACAACGACGACAACACACUGCACUAACCAACUCUCUGAGCGAAACAAACGCUGCAGAGCCUGGAAUCGUAGGCAGAGAAGGGAAUGGACAGGGCGCAGCAUAUGACAAUAUCGCCUUGCUCUGAGAACAAACUACCCGACUGCCAUUUAGAAGCUAACGUGAUGCAGACUGCAACCUCUCAUACCAGCAUCAACAGUAUUUAUGGUUAUAACAACAACGUGGCAAACUGUAACAGCGACAGUGGGCAUCUUAGGAAAUUCACCCACACAAGUGAAAACAGCUUCUACGGCUGCCAUUAGUAAAGGUACAACAAUUACAUGUUAGAAGCGGGAAACAUUCCUAUGAGUGACACAGCACCUAAAGUUACCUUUGCGUAACUGACCAAUGACCAGAGUGGGUUACCCUUGAGCAACUAACAACAUGCCCAGAGAGCAAGUACCCUUGAGCGACUGAGGACAUGGCCAGAGAGCAAGUAUCCUUGAGCAACUGAGGACAUGGCCAGAGAGCAAGUAUCCUUGAGCGACUGAGGACAUAGCCAGAGAGCAAGUAUCCUUGAGCGACUGAGGACAUAGCCAGAGAGCAAGUACCCUUAAACAACUGAUGACAUAGCCAGAGAGCAAGUACCCUUAAACAACUGAUGACAUAGCCAGAGAGCAAGUUACCCUUGAGCAACUGAGGACAUGGCCAGAGAGCAAAUACCCUUGAACGACUGACGACAUGGCCAGAGAGCAAGUUACCCUUGAGCAACUGAGGACAUGGCCAGAGAGCAAGUAUCCUUGAGCGACUGAGGACAUGGCCAGAGAGCAAGUUACCCUUGAGCAACUGACGAUAUGGCCAGAGAGCAAGUUACCCUUUUGUAACUAAUGGCAUAACCAGAGAGCAAGUUGCCGUUCAGCAACUGACGACAUGGACAGAGAGCAAGUUACCCUUGAGCGACUGAGGACAUGGCCAGAGAGCAAGUUACCCUUGAGCAACUGAGGACAUGGCCAGAGAGCAAAUACCCUUGAGCAACUGACGACAUGGCCAGAGAGCAAGUUACCCUUGAGCAACUGACGAUAUGGCCAGAGAGCAAGUUACCCUUUUGUAACUAAUGGCAUAACCAGAGAGCAAGUUGCCGUUCAGCAACUGACGACAUGGACAGAGAGCAAGUUACCCUUGAGCGACUGAGGACAUGGCCAGAGAGCAAGUUACCCUUGAGCAACUGAGGACAUGGCCAGAGAGCAAGUUACCCUUGAGCAACUGAGGACAUGGCCAGAGAGCAAAUACCCUUGAACAACUGACGACAUGGCCAGAAGCAAGUUACCCUUUAUUAUACUUUUAUUAAUGAUGUGUUCUGCGUGUUUAAUACAAGAGGCUGAAUGAUGAAUGGCAAAAUCAUCCAUGUAUAGGUUGCUUUUAAUUCCAGGAGGUAGAUUUUUAUUAAUAUCAUUAAUUGCUAGGGUAAACAGCGUGCCACUAAGGACACUUCCCUGUGGAACACCAUUUUCAAGUGGAAAUGUUCUGGACAAUACAUCAUGAAUUCUCACUUGAAAACUACGAUUUGUUAAAAAGUUUUGGAUGCACCUAGGUAAAUGUCCACGGAUGUUGUUAUUUUGUAAAGUUUUUAAUAUAGAGGGUACCUCCAUGUAGUAUCAUAAGCCUUUUCAAUGUCAAAAAAGACCGCUACAGUUAUUUGUUUUUGCUCAAAUCCUCUACGUAUAUGGUCUUCGAGGUUAGAGAGAGAAUCUAAUGUAGAUCUGCUGCACUCUGACCCAAAUUGAGUAGGAGUCAAGAUUUUAUUUUCUCGAAUGUGCCAUGUUAAUCACGCAUUUACCAUUUUUUCUAGUAAUUUGCAUAAAUAACUUCUUAGAGAAAUUGGUCUGUAGUUAUUUGCAUUACUUGGAUCUUUUCCAGGUUUGGGGAUAGGAAUUAUUAUUGCUUUACGCUAUUCAUCAGGAAAUAAAUUUAUAAGCCAUAAAUGAUUAUAAAAUUGCAACAAGUAUGUCGUUGCCAGAGGUGCUA
Messenger RNA from Macrobrachium nipponense, 2639 nucleotides. RefSeq lists its product as uncharacterized. Bases 112 to 762 code for a protein of 216 amino acids. The record is from RefSeq and is a predicted model, not a curated record. The transcript is spliced from 5 exons. Lineage: Eukaryota; Metazoa; Arthropoda; Malacostraca; Decapoda; Palaemonidae.